AUACACAUCACAAAGAACAAAGCAAAACCAAGCCAAAAGCUUGGUUGGUAGUUACGUUCAUUAAUUUCUAUCGAAAAGUAGGAGAACCCUUUCCUUAUUUCCCACUAUAUCAGCCAGCCAACCCCAAUAUAUUUAUCUUCCCAUUAUUGCUCCCAAAAAUUUCAAUAUCUCUAUUCCGUUACACCGACCCACCAAAAGAAAAAGCUAAAAAAAUGGCCAAAACCGCAACCACUAUUGCUACUAUGUUCUUCUUGGUAACAGCAGCUCCAUCCUUUUACGGUGCGUGGGCGCAGGCCCCAACACAGGCACCGAUGGGGCCGAGUAUGGGGCCGAGCAUGGCGCCAGGGCCGUCGGGACCGGACUGCAUGACGCUGCUGCUGGGGAUGGCGGACUGCCUGUCGUACGUGCAGAUUGGGAGCAACCUAACGACGCCGGACAAGCCUUGUUGCCCUGAGCUGAAGUCACUUGUGGACACUAACCCUAUCUGUCUUUGUCAGCUUCUGGCUAAAGGUGGCAGCUCCGCCUUUCAGAUCGAUAUCAGUAGGGCUACAAAGCUUCCUUCCGUUUGUAAAGUGGAUACUCCACCUCCUAGCACCUGUUCCCUGAUCGGAAUACCGGUAGGAAGUCCAACUUCAUCAGAGGGUCCAAAUGCAGCAUCACCACCAGUGGGCGCAGAUGGUCUACCUUUAGAAGGAUCUCCUGCAGCUCCACCGACAUCAAAGAAAAAUGAUGGAAAUAGAGCUUCAACCUCCAUUGUGGCAGUGCUUCUUGGCUUUGCAACCAUAUUCUUUUCUUAUUGAUCCAUUUUAUUAUGUGCUUGUCAUCACUAUUUUAAUUAUUUAUUUCCAUUUGAAUCCAUUGUUGGACCACAUUCAUCACUUAUGUCUUGUACUAAGAAUAACAUUGCUAUAUAUGUGUAGGAUUUAUUAUAUAAUUUAUUAUUUUUCUAUUCUCAA
This is a messenger RNA of Humulus lupulus (European hop), 956 nucleotides long. Its product is annotated as non-specific lipid transfer protein GPI-anchored 11-like. The transcript is spliced from 3 exons. NCBI's taxonomy places the organism in Eukaryota, Viridiplantae, Streptophyta, Magnoliopsida, Rosales, Cannabaceae. The record is from RefSeq and is a predicted model, not a curated record. Bases 213 to 800 code for a protein of 195 amino acids.